AUGUCCUACCAAGAGGAUACGGAAUUCGCAAACGAAUAUCCAUUUGAGGAAGUAAAAACGAAUAGAUCAUCUGUAAACACACAAGCCAAUGGGUCACCUGUCCUCGAAACUGACGUUGUCAUUCGCCGCUACGAGAUGUUCGGAGAAAGUCCUCAAAUUCGCAAAGUCGGCUUAGUGCGACGAGCCGGCCGAAUCGAAACGGCGAAGAAAUCGAUCAUUCAAAUUACAUAUCUCCUGAUUCUACAACCCGUUUUCCAGAUUACAUCAACAUGGGCGGUUUCUCUAAUAUACUACAAGAUGUUAGAGGAGGAAAGGGCAAAGAAUAGAAGCGGAAUCUAG
Botrytis sinoallii is the source of this 339-nucleotide messenger RNA. RefSeq lists its product as uncharacterized. The record is from RefSeq and is a predicted model, not a curated record. The transcript has a single exon. NCBI's taxonomy places the organism in Eukaryota, Fungi, Ascomycota, Leotiomycetes, Helotiales, Sclerotiniaceae. The coding region runs from base 1 to 339 and encodes 112 amino acids.